Messenger RNA from Psilocybe cubensis, 609 nucleotides. RefSeq lists its product as uncharacterized. The record is from RefSeq and is a predicted model, not a curated record. Bases 1 to 609 code for a protein of 202 amino acids. Gene Ontology annotation, biological process: mycotoxin biosynthetic process. NCBI's taxonomy places the organism in Eukaryota, Fungi, Basidiomycota, Agaricomycetes, Agaricales, Agrocybaceae. The transcript has 2 exons.
AUGAGCCGCUCAUCGUUUCUGCUCAUUUUACUUGCAUUUCUCAACGUGUACUUCGCAAUGAAGACCCUAUCCGAGGUCUUUAGUGUACACACUGACACCUUUAAAGAGACACCGUAUACCUACAUUGGAAUGGACCACCCGUUUUAUCAUCCAGGACUUUCAAUGACACCAGCAGCACUCACCUUACAGGAAACACUUCACUAUACCCUCAAUACGAGUGACCCAGAGGGAACACACGAAUGGGAGCUUCUCUUUCAGUUUCCAAAGGGCACGGGCCGUGUUCACUUAGGCAGCAAUCAUAGGCUAUUUAUAUCCACCUUCUACCAUCAGCUUCACUGCAUGGUCCAGCUGCGAAGAGCGCUUCUCAAGAGAUCCGAUAGAAGUGCAACACCGCACCACGUGAAUCACUGCCUUCAGUACCUUAGGCAGACUUUACUUUGCCAGGCAGACGACACACUUGAGGACGACGAUUUUAUGGAAAAGGAUUUUCAAACCCAGCGAAUUGGAUCCGAUGUUCAAUGUUACGACUGGGAGGCUUCUUACGAACGCAUCGGGGAGGAGUAUAUGGCAUUUCAGGCUUGGCUAAAUGCCGCUGAAGUAGAGCAAUGA